Clarias gariepinus (North African catfish) is the source of this 1524-nucleotide messenger RNA. Its product is annotated as GTPase IMAP family member 6-like. The record is from RefSeq and is a predicted model, not a curated record. Lineage: Eukaryota; Metazoa; Chordata; Actinopteri; Siluriformes; Clariidae. The transcript has 2 exons. The annotation marks the transcript as partial. Gene Ontology annotation, molecular function: GTP binding.
CUUGCAGUUAGUUCAGAUCUCAGGAUUAUGAUUCUUGGUCACAGUGGUGUAGGGAAAAGUGCAACAGGCAAUGUAAUAUUAGGAAAAGAAACUUUUAAAGAAAUUAAAACUCUACAGUGUGAGGUACAGAGUGGGAAAGUGGAAGGAAGAAACAUCUCAGUGAUCGACACUCCAGGAUACAACAUCACUUCACUAAAUACAGAACAAUGGAGGACUGAAAUGAAGAAGGGUUUAAUGCUUUCUUCUCCUGGUCCUCAUGUGUUUCUGUUGGUGCACCGACUGGGGAACUUCUCAGAAGAAGACAGAAAUGUUGUUAACUGGAUAAAAGAGAACUUAGGUAAGGACGCUCUGAAGUUUAGCAUGAUACUGUUCAUAGGAAGAGAAGAAAUGACAACCAGACAGUGGGGGAAAUUUACUGAAGAUUCCAGGACGAAGGAUUUGAUUAGCUGCUGCGAAGGCAGAUAUUGUGUGAUGAACAGCAAGAGAGAAGCUAAUCCUGCUCAGAUCACUAAACUGAUGGAGGAGAUUGAGGUCAUGGUCCAGCAAAAUGGAGAUCGGUUUUACACUCAAGAGAUGUACGAAGCAGUUCAUAGGGUGAAAACAAUAGAAGUGACAAAAAAGAAAGAGGAACUGAGAAAGGAACAUGAGAAGAAACCAAUUUCAAAGCAAGAUACAUGUAUGAUUCUGGAGGUCUGCAAAGAUGAUGGUGCUAACAAAAAAAUGGCAAAAGUUAUACCAUGUAAGAAAGAGGAAGAGUCAGUGAGGUCACUUCCUGAAAGCAAGAGAGAGAGUAAAACCAAGUUUGUGAAAGAUGAUUUCAGGAAACAAGAGGAGACACGGAGAGAGAGGGAAAAAAAGAGAUGGGAGGCGGAGAGAGGAGUUACAGUGGGUGUGCAACCUGAAUCAGUGUGUGAUGUGAGGAUUGUGCUACUGGGAGGUGCCGGAGCAGGAAAAAGCUCAUCAGGAAACACUAUCCUAGGCAGAGAGGCAUUUGGGAAAGAUCUCAUCAGAGCUACCACAAUGGGCAAAAAACAGGAUGGAAGGGUGGGAAAUAAAUCCAUUACUGUGAUCGACACUAAGGGUUACAGUAAAGACAACUGUCAGGAAUGCUUUUCAAGGUAUUGUGAAAAGUUGGAGAACUGUUUUUCUUUGUGUAGACCUGGUCCUCACGUCUUUGUCCUUGUUGUACCUUCUCCCCAUACUUUCUCCUUUCCUGUUCAAUUGCUUUAUGAAAGAUUCGGACCAGAGGUCUUGAAGCGUACUUUAGUCCUAGUCACUAAUGGCGAUUCUUGGGGAAGAGACCACAAGGAAGUUUUAAAUAACAGCUCUGACCUUCAGCAGCUCAUCAAAAACUGUGGAGAAGAUUAUCAGAUCUUCAACAACAAGGAGAAAGAAGACCGAACACAGGUCACAGAACUGCUGCAGAAGCUUGAGGUCUUGAUUGAGAAGAAUGGACAGGGGUACUGUACCAUCGAGAUGUACCAGAGGAAGGGGCAGGAAGCAGGAAGCUGUACUCUAAUAUGA